AUGUCCUCAAAUCAAUUGGAACAAAUUCAACGUUCCCAAUCUGUGGAUACUGAAAAUAUUGCUGCUUAUAAUCCUCAAUCUCAAGGACAAGUUGGUGACACUCCUGAAGAUUAUGAAGAAAUUGCAAGAAUUGUUACAAAUUCACAAAAUGAUCCAGAUGGUGGUGUUUUAACAAAAUUAGAAACACUUUCAAAAAGAAUAUCAAAUAAAAAUUUAAAACAUCAAGAUCCAUUAAACAUUGACCCUGAAGAUUUUGAUUUUCAAAGAAUUUUAUCAAGUUUUUUAAGAUCUUCUAGUGAACAAGGUAUUCAUUUGAGAUCUACUGGUGUUGUUUUCAAAAAUGUCACCACUACAGGUAUUGAUGCUGCAAAUUCAUAUGCUCCAACUGUUGGAAACUUGUUACUUGCUCCACUCGCAGUUUAUGAACAUGUGAAAUCCAUUAGGGAUUCCAAAGCUCAUAGAAAUAUUAUUCAAGAUGUUACAGGUGUUGUUAAACCUGGUGAAAUGUGUUUGGUUUUAGGUAGACCAGGUGCUGGUUGCUCAACUUUCUUGAAAACUGUUGCUGGUGAACAUGAUCAAUUUAUUAAUGUUUCUGGUGAUAUCCAUUAUGAUCAAAUUCCACAAUCUGAAAUGAUGCAAAAAUAUAAAUCUGAUGUUAUCUAUAACGGUGAAUUAGAUACUCAUUUCCCUCAUUUAACUGUUGAUCAAACUUUAAGAUUUGCAAUUGGUUGUAAAACUCCACACACAAGAAUCAACAAUGCCACAAGAGAACAUUAUAUUACUGCUAAUAGAGAUCUUUUAGCUACAAUUUUUGGAUUAAGACAUACUUAUAACACUAAAGUUGGUAAUGAUUUCGUUAGAGGUGUUUCAGGUGGUGAAAGAAAGAGAGUUUCCAUUGCUGAAGCUUUAGCUACUAAAGCUACUGUCUAUUGUUGGGAUAAUGCCACUAGAGGUUUAGAUGCCUCAACUGCUUUAGAAUAUGCUCAAGCUAUUAGAACUUCAACUUCCUUAUCAAAAAAUGUUGCAUUCAUUACUUUAUACCAAGCUGGUGAAAAUAUCUAUCAAACUUUUGAUAAAGUCACAAUUUUAUAUGAUGGCCGUCAAAUUUAUUUCGGUCCAGUUGAAGAAGCUAAAGCAUACUUUGUCAAUAUGGGUUUCGAAGCUCCUUCUAGACAAACAACAGCUGAAUUCCUUACUGCAGUUACAGAUCCAGCUGGUCGUUUCCCACAACCUGGUUUUGAAUCAAGAGUUCCAAGAACAGCUGAUGAAUUUGAACAAUAUUGGUUAAACUCACCUGAAUAUAAAGCUCUUGUUGAUGAAAUUAAAGAAUAUGAAUCAGAUAAAGAUGCUUCUCAAACAAGACAAAUUUAUGAUCAAUCAUUGAAGCAAGAAAAGACAAAAUCUCAUACUCGUUAUACAUUGACUUACCCUCAACAAUUGAAAUUGGUUGUUAGAAGAGGUUUUGAUAGAAUUUAUGGUGAUAAAGCAUAUACAAUUGUUACUUGUGUUGCUGCUACUAUUCAAGCACUUGUUUGUGGUUCUUUAUUUUAUAAUACACCGGAUAGUACUAUCGGUUCUUUCUCAAGAUCAGGUGUUCUUUUCUUCAUGAUCUUGUACUAUUCCUUAAUGGGUCUUGCUGAAGUUUCUGGUCAAUUUGCUGAACGUCCAAUCUUAUUGAAACAGAAAUCUUAUUCAAUGUUCCAUCCUUCAUGUGAAACUUUUGCUUCUGCUCUAACAAAGUUCCCUUUCAAGCUGCUAUCAUUAACUGUCUUUUACAUUCUAAUUUACUUUUUAGCAAAUAUGAGACGUGAUGCUGGUAAAUUUUUCCUCAGUUUCUUGUUUUUGAUGUUAUCAUCUGAGACAAUUUCUGCUUUAUUCCAAGCUGUUGCUGCUUUAUCACAAAAUGUCGCUGGUGCUAAUGCUAUCUCAGGUGUCUUAGUCUUGGCUAUUUCCUUAUAUACUUCUUAUAUGAUUCAAUUGAAGGAAAUGCACCCUUGGUUCAAAUGGAUUUCCUAUAUCAACCCAAUCAGAUAUGGUUUUGAAAACAUGAUUACUACUGAAUUUCAUGGAAGAAAGAUGGACUGUGGUGGUAGUUUAGUUCCAAGUGGUCCUGGUUAUGAAUCUAUCACAACUGCAAAUCAAGUCUGUGCCUUUGUUGGUUCCAAAACAGGUGUGCCAUAUGUUAGUGGUGAUGAUUAUAUGAGAGUUCAAUAUGGUUUCAGUUAUAGUCAUCUCUGGAGAAACUUUGGUAUUAUCAUUGCAUUUUUAAUCUUAUUUUUAGCUGUGAAUGCCAUUGCUACUGAAUUUAAAAGACCAGUUUCUGGUGGUGGUGAUCAUUUAUAUUUCAAACGUGGUGAAAAGAAAUUAGAUGACGUUAUUAUUUCUGAAAAUGAAAAGCCUAGAGACAUUGAAGCUGGUGGUGUUCCAAAUACUCAUGAUCAAGACUUAAAAGAUCAAUCAUCAUCUGAAAAUGAAGUUUUUGAAGGUUUAGGUUCAACUUCUGUUUUUUCAUGGCAAAAUGUGGAUUAUGUUAUCCCAUAUAAAGGCGGUGAAAGAAAGUUAUUAGAUAACGUUCAAGGUUAUGUUAAACCUGGUACUUUAACUGCUUUAAUGGGUGAAUCCGGUGCUGGUAAAACAACAUUAUUGAAUACAUUGGCUCAACGUAUUGACAUGGGUACUAUAACAGGUGAUAUGCUUGUUAACGGUCGUCCAUUGGACAAUAGUUUCCAAAGAUCCACUGGUUAUGUUCAACAACAAGAUUUACAUAUUGCUGAAUUGACUGUCAGAGAAUCAUUACAAUUUGCUGCUAGAUUAAGAAGACCACAAUCUGUUCCUGAUGAAGAAAAAUUAGAUUAUGUUGAAAAAAUCAUCAAGAUCUUACAAAUGGAUGCUUAUUCAGAAGCUCUUGUUGGUUCUUUAGGAUCUGGUUUAAAUGUUGAGCAAAGAAAGAAAUUAUCAAUUGGUACUGAAUUGGUCGCUAAACCAUCAUUAUUGUUGUUCUUGGAUGAACCUACAUCAGGUUUAGAUUCUCAAUCAUCAUGGGCUAUUGUUAACUUGUUAAGAAAAUUAGCCGAAGCUGGUCAAUCCAUCUUGUGUACAAUUCAUCAACCUUCAGCUACAUUAUUUGAAGCUUUUGAUCGUUUAUUAUUAUUAAGAAAAGGUGGUCAAACUGUUUAUUUUGGUGAUAUUGGUAAGAAUUCUGAAACAUUGUUGAGUUACUUUGAAAGAAAUGGUGCUAGACAUUGUGAAAAACAUGAAAAUCCAGCUGAAUAUAUUCUUGAAGCUAUUGGUGCAGGUGCUACUGCUUCUGUCCAUGAAAAUUGGUAUGUUAAAUGGUGUAACUCUGCAGAAUAUGAAGCUACAACUCGUGAAAUUCAAAAGUUAGUAGCUGAAGGUGCUUCUAAACCAGUUGAACAUAACAAAGAAUUGGAAGGUACUUAUGCAUCACCUUAUUGGGAUCAAUUUACUGCUGUUACCAAGAGAACUGCUACUCAAUUCUGGAGAGAUCCUCAAUAUAUUAUGGCUAAAGUGAUUUUACUUGUCGUUGCUGGUUUAUUCAUUGGUUUUACAUUUUGGGAUUUGGAUGAUUCUGUUGUUGGUAUGCAAAAUGGUAUGUUUGUUGUGUUUUUAUCAAUUAUUCUUUCUGCUCCUGCUAUCAAUCAAAUUCAAGAACGUGCUAUUGCAUCAAGAGAAUUAUUUGAAGUUAGAGAAUCCAAAUCUAAUACUUAUCAUUGGUCCACUUUGUUAUUGGCACAAUUUUUGAAUGAGUUACCAUAUCAUUUUGUUAUUAAUGCAGUAUUUUUCUGUUGUGUUUAUUUCCCAUUGAAGAUUGAUACCUCUGCAACAAGAGCUGGUGUUUGGUAUUUGAAUUAUUCAAUUAUUUUCCAAUUAUAUUAUGUUUCACUUGGUUUAUUAAUUGUUUAUGCUGCACCUGAUUUAGCUUCAUCAUCAGUUUUGACUGGGUUAGUGUUUUCGUUGUUAAUUUCAUUCUGUGGUGUUGUUCAACCACUUAAAUUGAUGCCUGGUUUCUGGACUUUUAUGUAUAAAGUUUCACCAUUAACAUAUGUUGUUCAAACUCUUAUGGGUUUAGUUUUACAUGAAAAGAAAGUUGUUUGCAAAACAGAAGAAUACAGUUAUUUUGAACCACCUUCAGGAAUGACAUGUCAAGAAUUUGCUGGUCCAUUUGUUGAAAAUACUACUGGUUAUUUGAAAAAUCCAAAUGAUACUUCUGAUUGUGGUUACUGUCAAUAUUCAGUUGCUGAUGAAUACAUGUCAUCAGUUGGUAUGAAGUAUAGUUAUAGAUGGAGAAAUUUUGGUUUCAUGUGGGUUUACAUUAUUUUCAAUUUAUUUGCAAUGUGUUUCUUAUAUUAUACCUUAAGAGUUCUUAAAACUGAUCCAGUUAGUUUGAUCAAGAGUAAGAUUGAAGCUUACAAGUUGAAAAAACAAGCUGCUAAAAAAGGAUCUAACUAA
This is a messenger RNA of Hansenula ciferrii, 4470 nucleotides long. RefSeq lists its product as uncharacterized. The record is from RefSeq and is a predicted model, not a curated record. NCBI's taxonomy places the organism in Eukaryota, Fungi, Ascomycota, Saccharomycetes, Phaffomycetales, Wickerhamomycetaceae. The transcript has a single exon. Bases 1 to 4470 code for a protein of 1489 amino acids. Gene Ontology annotation, biological process: transmembrane transport. Gene Ontology annotation, molecular function: ATP hydrolysis activity; ABC-type transporter activity; ATP binding. Gene Ontology annotation, cellular component: membrane.